This is a messenger RNA of Aphanomyces astaci, 782 nucleotides long. RefSeq lists its product as hypothetical. The transcript has a single exon. Lineage: Eukaryota; Oomycota; Saprolegniomycetes; Saprolegniales; Verrucalvaceae. Bases 1 to 735 code for a protein of 244 amino acids. Gene Ontology annotation, molecular function: protein binding. The record is from RefSeq and is a predicted model, not a curated record.
AUGGUCAACCAGUUGCCGCAGUCGUGCCGCUUCGUUGUGUAUGCACACCUCGAUGCACGCGACCUGUUUCGCCUACGUGGAGUAUGCAAGACUACCCGCGACACGAUAGAGCAUCCCUAUGUAUGGAAGCGCAUGUUUGCGGCAGACCUGUUCACGCUCGUAACCGAGAGCAACCAAGGACAACCAACCGCGUAUCAGUCCAUCGUCACGUCGAUUCGCCAAGCAUGUGGGUUUUCCUUCGCAGAUGAAAUGAAGUGGAGCCUCUCACCGAUGCGAUGGACCACUUGGCCCCUCAUGUACCGUGCCUGUGCGAAGAAACUCCACUACCUUCGCCGCGACGUUACCCGACUCGUUGCUGAACUGGAUGAGAUUCAAUCCCUUCGUCGGGAGCGAGGACAUCUCAAGGACAUGACACAGGUUAGAGGCAAGCGAACAGGAACUGAAAUGCGGCGGAAUCAACUGAGUUGCGUCAAGUACAUCAACAAGUCGACGCGCAGACUUUGGGUUGCCGACCACUCGGUGCCAACUCUAGUUACGUCCAAGUCCGAUCUCCUACAGCGUCUCCAGACCGUGGACACAGCAUUAAAGGAUUCCACCGCCACAGCCUUUACAUUGCGCACCCAACUUCGAAAGGAGCAUCGGAAAGUCCUCGGCCUGAUCGCCGCCGCCCGCGCUCAAGUUCGAACGGUCCUUGUCCAUGAGUGUCAGGAUAGCGUCGCCCCGGUUGCAGUCUAAAUUUACAAAAAAUAUCAAAAACACAAAAAUAUAUCAACAUUUCACUG